Callorhinus ursinus (northern fur seal) is the source of this 4062-nucleotide messenger RNA. RefSeq names its product zinc finger CCCH-type containing 4 (gene ZC3H4). Gene Ontology annotation, biological process: negative regulation of DNA-templated transcription. The record is from RefSeq and is a predicted model, not a curated record. Gene Ontology annotation, molecular function: RNA binding; metal ion binding. Gene Ontology annotation, cellular component: nucleus. Lineage: Eukaryota; Metazoa; Chordata; Mammalia; Carnivora; Otariidae.
AUGGAGGCCGCGCCCGGGACCCCCCCGCCGCCACCAUCAGAGUCGCCGCAGCCGCCAUCGCCGCCGCCGCCAUCAACGCCUUCGCCUCCUCCGUGUUCCCCCGACGCCUGCCCGGCCACCCCGCACCUCCUCCACCACCGCCUCCCGCUCCCUGACGACAGGGAAGAUGGUGAGUUGGAAGAAGGUGAACUGGAAGACGAUGGGGCCGAGGAGACCCAGGACGCCUCUGGAGGGCCCGAGAGGAGCCGGAAGGAAAAGGGGGAGAAGCACCACAGCGACUCGGAGGAGGAGAAGUCUCACAGGAGACUGAAGCGGAAGCGGAAGAAAGAGCGGGAAAAGGAGAAGAGGCGGUCGAAGAAGAGGAGGAAGUCCAAGCACAAGCGCCAUGCGUCUUCCAGCGAUGACUUCUCCGACUUCUCCGAGGACUCGGAUUUCAGUCCCAGUGAGAAGGGGCACCGCAAGUACCGGGAGUACAGCCCCCCGUACGCGCCGUCCCACCAGCAGUACCCCCCGUCACACGGCACGGCCCUGCCCAAGAAGGCCUACUCCAAGAUGGACAGCAAAGGCUACGGCCUGUAUGAGGACUACGAGAACGAGCAGUACGGCGAGUACGAGGGCGACGAGGACGACGACCUGGGGAAGGAGGACUACGACGACUUCACCAAGGAGCUGAACCAGUACCGGCGCGCCAAGGAGGGCAGCAGCCGGGGCCGAGGCAGCCGAGGCCGUGGCAGGGGCUACCGGGGUCGAGGCAGCCGCGGAGGGUCUCGAGGCCGAGGCAUGGGCAGGGGCAGCCGCGGAAGGGGCAGAGGCUCCGUGGGAGACCACCCGGAGGACGAAGAAGAUUUCUAUGAAGAGGAGAUGGAAUAUGGAGAAAGUGAGGAGCCAAUGGGAGAUGAGGACUAUGACGAAUAUUCCAAGGAGCUGAACCAGUACCGCCGGUCCAAGGAUGGCCGAGGACGAGGGUUAAGUCGAGGCCGUGGCCGGGGUUCCCGAGGUCGAGGGAAAGGAAUGGGCCGGGGUCGUGGGCGAGGUGGCAGCCGAGGAGGAAUGAACAAGGGCGGAAUGAACGAUGACGAAGACUUCUAUGAUGAGGACAUGGGCGACGGUGGCGGGAGCUACCGGAGGAGUGACCAUGACAAGCCCCACCAGCAGUCUGACAAGAAAGGCAAAGUCAUCUGCAAAUACUUCGUGGAGGGGCGGUGUACGUGGGGAGACCACUGUAAUUUCAGCCACGACAUCGAGCUACCAAAGAAGCGAGAACUGUGCAAGUUUUACAUCACCGGGUUCUGUGCCAGAGCGGAGAACUGCCCCUACAUGCAUGGUGAUUUUCCCUGUAAGUUGUACCACACGACCGGGAACUGCAUUAAUGGUGAUGACUGCAUGUUCUCCCAUGACCCCCUGACCGAGGAGACCAGAGAGCUCUUGGAUAAGAUGUUGGCUGACGAUGCAGAAGCGGGCGCCGAGGAUGAGAAGGAAGUGGAGGAACUGAAGAAGCAGGGCAUCAACCCCCUGCCCAAGCCACCCCCGGGCGUGGGCCUCCUGCCCACCCCUCCUCGGCCCCCCGGCCCCCCGGCCCCGACCUCUCCCAAUGGCAGGCCCAUGCAGGGCGGCCCCCCGCCCCCGCCCCCGCCCCCGCCCCCACCCCCCGGGCCCCCCCAGAUGCCUAUGCCAGUGCACGAGCCACUGUCGCCCCAGCAGCUGCAGCAGCAGCAAGACAUGUACAACAAGAAGAUCCCCUCCUUGUUUGAGAUCGUGGUGCGGCCCACGGGCCAGCUGGCUGAGAAGCUGGGCGUGAGGUUCCCUGGACCCGGAGGACCCCCGGGGCCAAUGGGCCCUGGGCCCAAUAUGGGCCCCCCGGGGCCAAUGGGGGGCCCAAUGCAUCCUGACAUGCAUCCUGACAUGCAUCCCGACAUGCACCCGGACAUGCACCCCGACAUGCACCCUGACAUGCCGAUGGGCCCUGGCAUGAACCCUGGCCCGCCCAUGGGACCCGGUGGCCCCCCAAUGAUGCCCUAUGGUCCUGGAGACUCCCCACAUUCUGGAAUGAUGCCCCCCAUCCCGCCAUCCCAGAACUUCUAUGAAAACUUUUACCAGCAGCAGGAGGGCAUGGAGAUGGAGCCAGGACUCAUUGGGGACGCAGAGGACUACGGGCACUACGAAGAGCUGCCGGGGGAGCCUGGGGAGCACCUCUUCCCCGAGCACCCUCUGGAGCCCGACAGCUUCUCUGAGGGAGGGCCCCCAGGCCGGCCGAAGCCGGGCGCCGGUGUCCCCGACUUCCUGCCCUCAGCCCAGAGGGCCCUGUACCUGAGGAUCCAGCAGAAGCAGCAGGAGGAGGAGGAGAGAGCGAGGAGGCUGGCUGAGAGCAGCAAGCAGGACCGGGAGAAUGAGGAAGGUGACACUGGAAACUGGUACUCGAGUGAUGAAGAUGAGGGUGGGAACAGCGUCACUUCCAUCCUUAAGACCUUGAGACAGCAGACGUCUAGCAGACCCCAGGCUUCCGUCGGGGACCUGAGCAACAGUGGGCUGGGGGAUCCCCGCCUCCAAAAAGGACACCCCACAGGAGGCCGGCUGGCUGACCCUCGCCUCAGCCGGGACCCCAGACUCACCCGCCACGCCGAGGCUUCCAGCGGGUCUGGCCCAGGAGAUACAGGGCCCUCCGACCCUCGGCUGGCCCGCUCCCUGCCCACCGCCAAACCCGAAGGCAGCCUUCAUUCCAGCCCUGCAGGCCCCAGCAGCUCCAAGGGGUCUGGACCACCCCCUACAGAAGAGGAGGAAGGGGAGCGGGCCCUGCGGGAGAAGGCCAUGACCAUUCCCCUGGACCCUCUCCCUGGGCACCCGCUGCGGGACCCGAGAUCACAGCUGCAGCAGUUCAGCCACAUCAAGAAAGAUGUGACCCUGAGCAAGCCGAGCUUUGCCCGCACCGUGCUCUGGAACCCCGAGGACCUGAUCCCCCUGCCCAUCCCCAAGCAGGACGCGGUGCCCCCUGUCCCUGCAGCCCUGCAGUCCAUGCCCACCCUGGAUCCCAGGCUGCACCGUGCCACUGCCACAGGGCCCCCCAACCCCCGACAGCGCCUGGGCACCUCCACAGAGCCCGGCGCAUCUGGCUCCAACCUGCCUGACUUUGAGCUCCUCUCUCGCAUCCUUAAGACAGUCAAUGCCACGGGCCCCUCAGCGGCCCCUGGCUCCAGCGACAAGCCCAGUGACCCCCGGGUGCGGAAGGCACCUACCGACCCUCGGCUUCAGAAACCAGCAGACUCCGCUUCCUCCUCCCGGGCUGCCAAGCCUGGCCCCACCGAAGCAUCCUCUCCAGCCGGCAGCCCCAGCGGGGAGUCCUCCCCACCAGCCACCGCCCCCUAUGACCCCCGAGUACUGGCUGCCGGCGGGCUGGGCCAAGGCAGCGGAAGUGGGCAGAGCAGCGUGCUGAGUGGCAUCAGCCUCUAUGACCCCAGGACUCCCAACGCAGGUGGCAAAACUGCAGAGCCGGCUGCCGACGCAGGAGCCCAGCCCAAGGGCCCCGAGGGCAAUGGCAAGAGCUCAGUCGCCAAGGCCAAGGAGCCCCCAUUCAUCCGCAAGUCCGCCCUGGAACAGCCGGAAUCCGCGAAAUCCUCUGCGGAUGGGGGUGCUGCCACAGCCACGGACAGAUACAACAGUUAUAACCGGCCCCGGCCCAAGGCCACAGCGGCCCCCACCGCUACCCCAGGCGCCCCGCCGCCAGAGGGCACCCCGCCCCAGCCUGGCGUGCACAACCUGCCAGUGCCCACCCUCUUUGGGACUGUGAAACAGACGCCCAAGACGGGCUCUGGGAGCCCAUUUGCUGGCAACAGCCCAGCCCGCGAGGGCGAGCAGGACGCGGGGUCCCUGAAAGAUGUUUUUAAAGGUUUUGACCCCACUGCCUCCCCCUUUUGCCAGUAGUGUUAAGCUGGAGUCAAGCGCUCCCUGCACCCCACCCUCCCCAGGGCAAUAUUUAAGGGCAGCAACCAGAGUUGGGAACUUGGGGGGAGGGGGGCUCUGGGUUUUUUUUUUUUCCCUUUUGUUUUUUCUCUCCAUGUGUCUCUCUCU